AUACUAGUACCGCAUGCCUUGGUGGAGUCCACACUCACUCAAGUUGCCACAAUGGGAUACUGUCGGGUCCCCUCAGGGCCGUGCGACAACCACCCUUCCAAGCCAACACAAUAUUUUCUGCGAAGUAUUCUAGCCGAUGGUGUAUACCUAUUCUAUCGCGGUACAGCAAGUAAUUAUCGGUUCAUUGUCAAAGCGCUUUUCGCCAUUGAGACGUCAUUGGUAUCAGUUGGCCUCCGGAGAGCUCGAGGAAAAGGUAUAUAAGGAGGCGCAUUGACUGUUCUUUACGAUCCAAGCAUCAAGAUUAAACUCUCACAAGUACUCAAGCACCAGAAAUUAAUCUAGUCGUUGUAUCCAUCGAAUACUCUACCUCUUUCCUUCCCCUGCACUCACAAUGGCCACUGCCACUCAAACUGCUCUCUUCGGACCUGACCUCUACCCUCCCAUUGAGAAGGUAUCCGGUCAGCUCUCUGAAGACAUGAAGAUCGUGACUGAGCUCCGCAAGAGCUGGAAUCCCACCAUUGGCUUGCAAUUGUUCGAUGCUCGCAAUCCCGUGGGCAUCUACGACGCACACAUGCGGGCGGCCAUCUUCCAGGAAUGUCUGGCCUGGACCCAGGAUUUGAAGGACCUUCCUGAUCCCGAGCUCCUCGCUACGGCAGCUCCCAGCCGUCUGGCCUUUCUGCCUCGUGGUGAAUACCUCCUUCGUUGCUUCCGAGAAUCUUUCCCCGAUGUCCCAGACACCCCCUUCUGGCACGCCGUGGCAGAACAAGUCUACGGCUUCACCUGGUGUCUGUCAGACAAUACCAAGCUCUGCCACGAAUGCGUGCACGGGAGCUGCACCGCCGGCGUGCUGGCCUGUUUUCCAGACUACCUCCACUUCCUGGGAGAGCUCCCCGUGGUGCUGGACAUCUGCACGCAGCGCGUCAGCGAAUACAUUGAGCACGUCCACCGAGACCACGGACCCGGCCCGCACCGCAAGAUCAUGGACGCCUGGCUGAUGUGCGUGCAAUCCGUAUACCCGGACGUGUUGCAUCCCAAAGCGACAGAGUUGAAGUUCCCCGACGACGAGCGGCGGAGCAUCAGCUACCGGCUGAUUAACUCGGCGGGACGUGCAUUAGCCCUGCAUGCGCAGCUGGAACAACCGCUGAUCGGCACAGACGAGGAAGUGGAUGCAAUUUCAUUCGCGUCCACUGUGAUGCAUGAUAUCUGCGACUAUCGGCAUGAUAAUAUGGCCAAGGAAUACUACAACCUGUUGACCAUUGUCAGUGUGCACCAGGAAGUGCCUGGCACGGCCAUGGUGCGACGGUUCUGCAUUGAUGUAUGGGCGUGGGCACUGGACAACGGCGCCCUGUGGGCCAUUCAUCUAGCUGGCCGCGAAUUGGCCUGGCAGAUUUACAUGGCGCGGUACCAGACCGGGUUGUUGCUGGACAAGUUGAUGCCUCCGCGCAAGAAUAGUCCCGGGUCUGAUGUGGACCCGUACGGCGAUGCGGUGCUCAAUGUCAUGAACCCGAUGUUGAAGGCAGUUGGACGCAGCGACCAGCCAGGAAACUAUUCGUUGCGAGACCGGUGCCAGAACUCGCAACGCUACGAUGAGCUGCUCCAGCACUGUGUCCUGCAUUUCAAGGAGUGUUCGAGAUGCCGGGGCUACGAUGCGAUGACCUGGCAGGAGCGGGUGCCGGCCAUCGGAAAGGCGUACGAGAAGAAGUAUACGGACUGCAGCUGCAUGAACAUCAUCAGUGCGUAUAUGAUCCUCACCUCGCCCGAUCGGCUGUGGUGGUUGGCGGAUCCAACUGCUGAGUAUACCGGACCUCAGGAGGAAUGGUCGGCGCUGCUGUGCUAGACGUCUGAUUAGGCUGUAGCCUUUAUCCGCCGAGACAAUCCUAUUCACGCAAGACUGCCUUGUGAUCGUGUUCCUUUGUUGUUGGCUUCUUCGUUUGAACUGAAC
This is a messenger RNA of Aspergillus piperis CBS 112811, 1942 nucleotides long. RefSeq lists its product as uncharacterized. The transcript has a single exon. Lineage: Eukaryota; Fungi; Ascomycota; Eurotiomycetes; Eurotiales; Aspergillaceae. The record is from RefSeq and is a predicted model, not a curated record. Bases 392 to 1837 code for a protein of 481 amino acids.